Molecule: messenger RNA, 1239 nt
Organism: Parastagonospora nodorum SN15
Lineage: Eukaryota; Fungi; Ascomycota; Dothideomycetes; Pleosporales; Phaeosphaeriaceae
Exons: 5
Coding region: 1-1239 (412 amino acids)
Biological process (GO): copper ion homeostasis
Cellular component (GO): membrane
Molecular function (GO): ATP hydrolysis activity; ATP binding; copper ion binding
Source: RefSeq, a predicted model, not a curated record
AUGCGCAAUACAGGACUGCUGUAUCUUCCAAUGGACGCGCUCAUCGCAGCCUCGACGACCACCUCUUAUAUCAUGGGACUGAAGUCUUACUUCCUUGGGAAGGAUGUGCAUUACGCGACUACGGCAGCGACUCUCAUCUUUGUCAUUUCGCUCGGUAGGUAUGUCGGGGAGAUGUUCAGGACGUCAUCAGCUCCGACUAUCGCUGCCUUUUCCAACAUUGUUCCUUCUGAGGCUCGUCUCUUGCACUCGCCGACUCCGGUUUCGUCGCAUACAUUAAAGCCCGGCGACUUUGUCGUUGUUGAGGCUGCUCAUCGAUUUCCCUGUGACGGCAGGCUCGUGGCUUAUCCAAACCAAUUCCAGACGCUCAAUCUCAAUAUCGAUGAGAGCAUACACACUGGAGAAUCGAUAUUGGUGAAGAAAGUUUGGGGCGACAUCUGCUUGGCCGGGACCAUCAACUCUCACUCCCAGGAAAUCAUCAUAGAGGUAAUCGAAGGAGGUCGAAAUCGUCUCGAUCAGAUCCUAGAUGCCGUCCUUGAAGCACAACUGCAGAAGUCCGAUAUUCAGCCAUGGCUUGAUCAGGUUUCUGAGUACAUGGUUUCGUGUGUGAUGUUCUGUGCAUUUAUCGCCUUCUUGGUCUGGCUUCCAGAUGGCUUCGACACAGCCGCCACGUUCUUCUCAACAACGUUAAUUGUCGCAUGUCCUUGCGCGUUUGGUCUGAGUGUUCCGGCUAUGACAAUGAUUGCAUGCUCCCUUGGAGCGGCAAAAGGAGUUGUUGUUCGAGCUGGUGUUCAAGCUUUCCAGAAGUCGUCUACUGUCACCACCAUAGUCUUUGACAAGACCGGAACUCUGACCACCGGAGAUAUUAAUGUCGUUCAUUACAAGAUUCAUGGCCGCUGGGAAGAACCAGUAUGGUGGCAAGUCAUUGGUGAAGCCGAAAAGCAAGUCGCAAAGGAAGUCGCUAAUGCCAUUGGCAUUCAGAACGUUUUCGCUGAGCUCACUCCUGUACAAAAGAGCGACAAGAUCAAACGCUUGCGAAAAGAGGGCAAAGUUGUGGCUAUGAUAGGUGAUGGCAUCAACGACACUGCUGCUCUAGCAGCUUCUGAUAUUGCCUUCACUCUCGCUCGAAACGCCAAUGCAGCAAUCAAGGGAAGCAUCUUCUGGGCCGCUUUGUAUAACUUCACGCUGCUUCCACUCGCAAUGGGCGCAGGCGCAAGAUGGAAUAUUAUCAUGACGCCGUAA